Messenger RNA from Trichobilharzia regenti, 3598 nucleotides. NCBI's taxonomy places the organism in Eukaryota, Metazoa, Platyhelminthes, Trematoda, Strigeidida, Schistosomatidae. The record is from the annotation of a GenBank genome assembly.
AUGCCGGUGACGUAUAAUUCGCGUAAUCCUGCUGUUAAACGGCUAAUGAAGGAAGCCCAGGAGCUUUCAGAACCAACGGAACUGUAUUUCGCAAAACCUCUAGAGGAUAAUCUGUUUGAGUGGCAUUUUACUAUAAGGGGACCGGAAGAAUCUGACUUUCACGGUGGAAUCUACCAUGGAAGAAUCCUUCUGCCUUCAGAAUAUCCUAUGAAGCCUCCAAAUAUAGUUUUACUUACACCAAAUGGUCGUUUUGAAAUAAAUCGGAAGAUCUGCUUAAGUAUAUCUGGAUAUCAUCCAGAAUCAUGGAGACCUUCAUGGUCCAUACGAACAGCACUUCUAGCAAUCAUAGGAUUUAUGCCCACCCAUGGUGUAGGUGCAAUAGGUUCGCUCAAUCAAACAAAAGAAGAACGUCAGAUGCUGGCUCGCAUGUCACAAAGUUAUGUUUGCAAUACGUGUGGACCGAUUGGAAAUCUUCUUCUUCCUCUAACAGCUGCUUCUUCGUCUAUGAAUAAAGAAGUCAGUCAAGCUGCAGCUCAGAUAUCUAUGAUGAGUGAAGAGGAGACUGCCAGUAAAAAAGCGUCAGAUGAGCCGUCUGCUAGUAAACAGAAUCCUGUUUCUGGUGAUUCAUCAGCACCAUCAGACAAAUCAUCCGUAAAUGUGAAUCCACCAUCAAAAGUAAUUAGCACUACUGCCCCACCUUCAUCUGCAACUACUUCAGUAUCUACAAGUCAAGGAAAUAUUUCUAGCCCUAUGGGAAAUGUAAAUCCAUAUAUUUGGCCAGGAAUUUCGCCAUAUAUGUAUCCUACUGCCCUCUCUCCUCCUGCUUCUAAAAUCACUGAUACUACAACACCUCAAAUUGCCUAUUGGUUGUGUUUUCCUGUUUACUAUCCUAUGCCAUAUCCUACAAAUCCGAGCCCAUCGUCGUCCAGUGCAACAGUUCAAGCGUCGUCAUCAACGUCAUCAUCAUCGACCGUAGCAACAAAUGGAGAACGUGUACCUUUAAGUUUCAGUGAAUGGUUAAAACAAAUUAGAGAAAAAGAAAAAACUAAGGGUCCACCUGCAGCAAAUACAGCCUCUGAUUCAUCUGCCAUCCAUUCACCCCAAAGUCAUGAAGGUGUAGGUCAGACGGGUUCAAGUUCAUCUGUACAGUCUAGUAGUGACAGAAGGUUUAAUGACUCACCUUAUUCAGGUAGCUUACAAAAAUCACAUGAAUUUGAUGAUCAUAUCAAUUCUGAAGUCAUCAGUACUCAGAGAGAUGAUGCCUGUAGUAAUAUGGGUUUAGUGCAUAAUAAAAAAGACAGUGGGGAGACAACUCAUCGAGCAUUUCCUACACAGCAAAAGAACAUUGAAAAAGUGGACUCUCUCUCCCCUGAAAAUAUUGUUGUCCAUUCACCACAAAAUGUUCAAAGUUCAUUAUACGCUGAUAGUCUCCCACACACUCAUGAACCUUUGAAUUUAUCGCCUCAUCAAAGUGAAUCAAAGUUAGUCUCAUCUAAUUUACCAUCUGAAUCAAUUACCAACGAUCCUUUAUCUGUUACAGUUACAAAACACUCUCCCACGCUAUCAGCAGAUGAUGCAUCAAAGUCUGAAUCCCAUUUAGCACAAACUGUAAAUCCUGACACACUUUUAUGCAUGACUUCAAAGAAUGAGAUACUCUCACAUUCUGAUACACAUUUAGUGGAACAGGAGCAUGGCAAAGUAUCAGAGACCUCAUUAGAUAACAGUGGUAUCAAUGGCACCAUCACUGCAGGAAGAAGUGAGCCACUGCCUGUGAAUACUGAAACAAUAGAUGUGAAUGAUAAACCUCAAUUAGACGUAUCUAAUGAUGAUUUGAACACAGCGAAAGUAGACAGUACUGUUGAUAAGGAUAUCGCUGUUAAAUCGCUGACUAAUCUGAUUGAAUCUCUUGAUAAUAUAGAUACUUGUAAGAAAUAUCGUGAACAAAAGGCAAGCAAUUUUUACUCUGGUGAGAAUGAAACUAUGGGAUUCCCUGAAAAGGAUAUGAAAAGUGAUCAACUUAUGUCUGGCAGCAGUGUUGAUUAUCAAGCUGGUGGAUUACGUAGUAGAAUUGGUGUAUCGCCUUCUAGCAAUCCUAGUCUCAGUGAAUAUACAUCCUCAAUUUAUUCAAUAAAUAGAAGACGACCAUCCCUUGUACCACAUGAUGCUGCAACUAUUUGUGCUAUCGGUGUAGCAAUUGCAUUAUUUGUAGUUGUUGUACGUCGGCUAGCAAUAAUGUUUGAAGACAGUUAGACGAGAGCAAAAAAAUCCCCGUUAUCUUAGAUGAAAUACCAUUCUUUCCCCUAAAGCCAACAGACAAUUAAAUAUCUCCAGUUGAAUAAUAUACACCCACUGGUGUGUAAACAAAAAUCAGAUAAUUUACAAAUUCAAGCCAAAAUCUAAUAUCUUUUAUUCUCUGCGUUCCUUACCUGUUUGAUUGUUUUAACUUCUGCUAUUUUAAAAAAAAACCUGAAGAUAAUUUUAAUUGCCUUAUCUUAAAGCAUCUUUUUAGAGAAAAACAAUUGAUAGAAACAAAAUUAUCUCUAAAUUAAAGUCAUUAGACUGCAAAUGAUUCAGUCCUUCUUUUUCUACACCCCUAUUAGAUGAAUUCUGUAGAUUUAUAAGAUAAUCAGGGAGAGUGUUGGUUCUCGCUUUCUGAAACCUAAUGAAGAUAGUAGAUAAAUGUGCAGUUAAUUUUUAUCUUGUAGCUGGUAUUCGAUAAUCUUAUGCCUUUCCACCAUUUGACAAACCUUAAUUUGCAAACUGGAUGUCGACAUAAAGAGGCACUUAGAAUAAAUUGUCUUGUAAUGUGCAGCACCCAAUCAGUAAACAAGAUGAGUUGACACUAUUCUAUAUAUUUUAUUUCAUGUAGAAUAUAGAAUAGCUAGAACGUUAGCAGCUUAAUUCACUCCACUAAGUGAAUUCUGUUGCCACUUAUGAUUAAAACAGUUCGAUUUUCGUUAUUAUCUAAAUAUAUCUUCUAAAGGUUCAGUUAUGAUCUAACUAGUUCAUUAACCUUAUAUACAAUCACUGUAAUAUUGUGUACUUUCGACAGUUCAUACGACCGAGUUUAGUUGAGCCAAAUGGUCUUAAGAAUUCAAACAUCUUAUUGGCAAUAAAUUAUUCAUUUUUCGGAGGAUAUCCAACAAUUUCUGUCCAAUUUGUUUCGUCGUGUUCUCUUCAUCGAUUGAUUUUAUAAAUUUUAAUUCAUCAGAUAGGACGGUUAACAACUUAUAAUCGCGAUUCAUUCAUACAAUUUCUUCACGUUUAUGAUGUGUUAGAAUGGCCUCCCUAUUUUCCUCAUAAAUUCUUCGAGUUCUUUGUCAACAAUGACUAGCUGUUCGGUUUGGUGUUCAUAUACGUAUGGCAGAUUUCAAGGACUUAUCGUCUAGUGCCAACAUCUGAAAAGGAUUCACAUUCUAAAUCACCAGUCCUUAACAGCUGUCACAAAUUCUUGUUUGAGUCAGCUUCACAUAGUAAAAUCCGUGGACUUAUUGCGGAAAAUGAAAUAAGGUCCGAGGUGUUAAAGACAAUAAUAUACAAUGUAAGAAACUUUUCCUACCGAAACGACUUUCCCGAGUGUAUCGUUUUCAAAAUACAG